Molecule: messenger RNA, 5511 nt
Organism: Jaculus jaculus (lesser Egyptian jerboa)
Lineage: Eukaryota; Metazoa; Chordata; Mammalia; Rodentia; Dipodidae
Gene: Phf20
Product: PHD finger protein 20
Exons: 18
Coding region: 163-3186 (1007 amino acids)
Biological process (GO): regulation of transcription by RNA polymerase II
Cellular component (GO): NSL complex; MLL1 complex
Source: RefSeq, a predicted model, not a curated record
GGCGAUGGUGCGUGUGUGUGUGGGGGGCGGGGGAGACGCUGGGCGCGUCCCCGGGGUCACGUGGUGCGCAGCACGCACAGUCCUUCUGUCGGUUGGUCCUGGAGCGGCGCAGCAGGAGCGGGGCCGUGAGGAGAAUAAAGACAGCCCCAUUGAUGACUGAAAAUGACAAAGCAUCCACCUAACAGAAGAGGAAUCAGCUUUGAAGUGGGAGCCCAGUUGGAAGCCCGGGACCGAUUAAAGAACUGGUAUCCAGCUCACAUAGAAGACAUUGACUACGAAGAAGGCAAAGUCCUCAUCCAUUUUAAGCGCUGGAACCAUCGUUAUGAUGAGUGGUUCUGCUGGGAUAGUCCUUAUUUACGCCCUUUAGAGAAAAUACAGCUCAGGAAAGAGGGCUUACAUGAAGACGACGGAUGUUCUGAAUUUCAAAUAAAUGAGCAGGUCCUUGCUUGCUGGUCUGAUUGUCGAUUUUAUCCAGCCAAAGUCACUUCUGUGAACAAGGAUGGUACUUACACUGUGAAAUUUUAUGAUGGAGUAGUUCAGACUGUCAAACAUAUUCAUGUCAAAGCUUUUUCCAAAGAUCAGAAUAUUGUGGGUAAUGCUAGGCCUAAAGAAACAGAUCACAAAAGUCUUUCGUCAUCUCCUGAUAAACGAGAGAAGUUUAAGGAACAGAAAAAAGCCGUGGUCAAAGGGAAGAAAGACAAAGAAGACAAAGCCUUAAAGACAGAAAAACGGCCCAGGCACCCUGACAAGGAAGGCAAGUUAAUCUGUUCUGAAAAAAGCAAGGUGUCUGAGAAAAGCCUGCCUAAGAACGAGAAGGAAGAUAAGGAGAACAUUUCAGAAAAUGACAGGGAGUACUCUGGGGACAUCCAAGUGGAUAAAAAGCCUGAAAAUGAUAUUGUGAAGAGUCCACAAGAGAACUUGAAGGAGCCAAAAAGAAAACGAGGCAGACCCCCUUCCAUAGCUCCUACUGCUGUGGAUUCAAACUCUCAAACGUUGCAACCAAUAACAUUGGAAUUGAGAAGACGGAAAAUAUCGAAAGGAAGUGACAUCCCAUUAAAACGUCCUCGGCUGGAUAAAAAUUCCUCCCAGGAACAGUCAAAAACCUGCUCUGAAAACAGUGACAAAGACUUAUCCAGGAGACGGUCCUCCAGAUUGUCCACUAAUGGGACCCAUGAGAUACUAGAUCCUGACUUGGUUGUGCCAGAUGUGGCUGAUACUGUUGGUAAGGACCCUCUGCAAGACACACCUUCUAGUGCCAGCAAAUCUGUUGAAGGUCAGUUGAACUCUCCUUUGGAAGCUGGCCAGGUUCCAUCUGCUUUAACUUGUCACUCCUUUGGGGAUGGAUCAGGAGCCACAGGCUUGGAGUUAAACUGCAAGUCAAUGGGAGAAAACACAAUGAAAACAGAACCGGCAUCCUCCCUUGCUGAAUUACCAGAGGCUUCUACUGUGGAAGUACCAAAUACUUGUAAGAAAACAGAUGACUUUGGGACAUCUAAUGUGCCAGCUGUUGAUCUAGACCACAAAUUUAGAUGCAAGGUUGUGGACUGUUUAAAAUUUUUUCGCAAAGCUAAACUGUUGCACUACCACAUGAAAUAUUUUCAUGGAAUGGAGAAGUCCCCAGAGCCAGCAGAGAGCCCGGGGAAGAGGCAUGUCCAAACGAGGGGCUCUUUAAUGUCCGACAAGGCCAGUCAGGAGAACCUGACUCGGAAGCGUGUCUCUGCCAGCUCUCCAACUACAAAAGAGAAGGAAAAAAAUAAAGAGAAGAAAUUCAAAGAGUUUGUGAGAGUGAAGCCAAAGAAGAAAAAGAAAAAGAGAAAGAAAACCAAACCUGAAUGUCCAUGUAGUGAGGAGAUCACUGACCCCUCCCAGGAACCUUCUCCACCCAAGGGAUUUGCUGUCAUCAAGUGCGGGUCUUCACAGAAGCCUGGGGUCCAUAUGAGUCCACAGCUUCAUAGUUCAGAAUCUGGAAACCACAAAGGAAAAUUGAAAGCUUCUGAGGAGGACAAUUUGAGUGAAUCUUCUUCUGAGAGCUUUCUUUGGAGUGAUGAGGAAUAUGGCCAAGAUGUUGAUGUGACUACCAACCCAGACGAGGAGCUUGAUGGGGAAGACCGCUAUGAUUUUGAGGUUGUCCGUUGCAUCUGUGAAGUCCAGGAGGAAAAUGACUUCAUGAUUCAGUGUGAAGAGUGCCAGUGCUGGCAGCAUGGGGUCUGCAUGGGAUUACUGGAAGAAAAUGUACCUGAGAAGUAUACCUGUUAUGUUUGCCAAGAUCCUCCAGGUCAGAGGCCGGGCUUCAAAUACUGGUAUGACAAGGAGUGGUUGAGCAGGGGCCAUAUGCAUGGCCUGACAUUUCUGGAGGAGAACUACUCCCAUCAGAAUGCUAAGAAGAUAGUGGCCACCCACCAGCUUCUUGGCGAUGUACAAAAAGUGAUCGAGGUUCUGCACGGCUUGCAGCUCAAGAUGAGCAUCUUGCAAAGCAGGGAACAUCCUGAUUUGCAGCUCUGGUGCCAGCCUUGGAAACAGCACUCGGGGGAAGGGAGAGCUCAUUCCAGACACAUACAUGUCACAGAUGCCCGGAGCAAGGAGGAAGCCUCCAGCUAUAGAACUUUGAAUGGGGCAGUAGAAAAGCCUCUACCCCGGUCGGUGGAAGAGUCCUAUAUCACCAGUGAGCAUUGCUACCAGAAACCCCGCGCCUAUUACCCAGCUGUGGAGCAGAAACUGGUGGUAGAGACUCGAGGCUCUGCCCUUGAUGCAGUCAACCCUCUCUGUGAGAAUGGCGAAGAUCCCCUCUCCCCUCGCUUAGACUGGCCUCUAGACCAAGACAGGAGCAGAGACAGUGAUCCCAAACCCAGUUCCCCGAAGGUGAGGGAAUACAUCUCCAAAAAGGUUCUACCAGAGGAAGUCCCUGCUCGGAAGCUGCUGGACAGAGGUGGAGAUGGGCUCCUGAGUUCCCAGCACCAGUGGCAGUUUAACCUGCUGACACAUGUGGAGUCUCUUCAGGAUGAAGUCACACAUCGGAUGGAUUCCAUUGAGAAGGAGCUGGAUGUGCUGGAGAGCUGGCUGGACUACACUGGGGAGCUGGAGCCCCCAGAGCCACUGGCCAGGCUUCCACAGCUCAAGCAUUGCAUCAAGCAGCUGCUGACGGACCUGGGCAAAGUGCAGCAGAUUGCCCUCUGCUGCUCAUCAUGAAAUUGGGCACCCAAGACUAACUGGGGCACAAUCUUGGGACACCUGCAGGAGGAGCUUUGCAUAUUUAAAUAAACCUAGCAUGCCGAAUGCACGUGACACCGACCGACUUCAGGGAUUUGGCCAGGAGUGGGAUGGACACUGGACAUAAAGGCCAUUUUGGCUGGUGGAGGGCAGGGCACUGUGAUCUGGAAGCCUACCAAGGAGGUAGCUGAGUCUUGGAAUUCCCUUCUUUUGUGCACAUCGUUGAAUGAAGCGAGUCUUUGCACAAUCUUCACUUGAAAUCGUGCCACUGAUAAUGGAAUGAGAGCCAAAAGAACUUAGAAACUGUUGUAAAUUCAAUUUCAGUAUAUUUAAUUGAUGUUUGGGUCAGGUUGGGGCACAUGCCAACUCUUCUGGUUUCUCUGCCUGGCAUGGUGUCAGGCAGCAGGCAUCACUUUCAUUAUGCAGCUUCAAUGGAAUGUUGGGACUUCCCCAUGCUAUGAAUUUUGGGAAGGAGCAGAGGCUGCUGCUACUCUGCUGUCUCAGUACUCUCCACUUUUCUCACAUCUCUUGCAUGAUUUCAUGGUACCAGGAACAAAUUUUUAUGCUUUUACCCCAGAAUUGGUUGGGCUUGGGCCUUUGUUGCAGAGCCCAUACAACCAGUGGUGGAACUAGAAUCUUGCUACAAUAAGAAUCUGGAAGGAAUUCCAAACUGAAGCAGGCAGGGUCUGGAACCCAAAGGACAGUGUUUUCUACCCACUUCUUAGUAUUUACAGCUUCCCAGUUCUAUUUAAAAUCCAAAAAAGAAAAAUGUUUUCCAACAUUUCAAACUCCUCACUGUAAAGAUUUGUUAUGAAGAAUGUACUUGGGGAAUUACUGUAUUUUAUACUGUUGUCUGCAAACUUCAGAUUCUGUAUGUGCCGUUAUCUCCUUCCCCGAUGCUCAUGUUCAGUAGGCAUUUCAGAAUUGCCCAUGACACUUUAAAUUUCCUGUUUGCAUUAUUUUAUGAGAUCAAGGUGAUAUGCUGCUUAAGGUCCUGGUACUAUCCUGUACCUUUUGAGACAUUAUUUGUGUUACUUUUGCAGUUUGUUGUUCCAUGUGUAAUUGAACUAUUUUGUUUUACCUUACUAGACAGUUAAAAAAAAAAUAUUCCAUGCUUUGAGGACUCCGUUUCAUAUUUUCUUAUCACUAAAGGCAAAAAUCAAAGCACAGCUGUCCAUUAAUACUCACGAAUUAUGGGUUUAUAAAUCUGUAAUGUUAUAUACUGCAAAUAUUUACUAUGUAAACGUGAAGUAGCCAAUAUCUCAAUAGCAGUGACAGUAUCUCCAGUAACUUUUGGAAUGGUGAAGCUUUAAGGCCCUCCCCAUUGUGGUGAGGAAUUCAGGCCUCUGUAGAGAGAGGUUUCUGGGUAAUUCUCUUUGUAGUGACUUGUUCACCAUUUACUAUGAAAUGAACUGUAAGACAAGUACAAGCUGGCCUGGUAGAGCUUGUCCAUCAGAGGGAUACCUGCAGCUGUAGCAUACAUGUAAUGGGAUCAACAGAAUUCCUUACAAAAGGCCAACACUGGUGUUUCUGGUAUGGGAAGAAGUGGUCUCUGUUCUGGAUAAUUAUCACAUAGCUACAUCUUAAGGACUGUGUUUGCCUGAAAAGGGAAGAAACGGAAUCUCCUAUAGCCACAGCUGUGAGGUGUGAUUGUUGUAUUUGUUACUGAUUUUUCUUUUAUGAAAGUACCUUUGAGUAUCAUAUCUGAGGAAGCUGUACUUUGAAGGUAGUUAAUUUCCUGUCUUGUUCAAAGAUGUAAGCAGAAACUGAAUGAUCCUAAAUUUGCCAAGUGGUCAUUACGGAGUUUAUCAUUUAGGUUUUGUGAAGGAAAUAAUCUGGUUUCAUUGUCUUUUGUUCUUAGGGAAGCAAGAAGAUUCCCCAAGUUCUGAUAACCUCUGUGCUUCCUUAAUUUAAAGCCAUGUUGAGGGGCUCCAGUCCCAAUUUCUGGGUUAGAGUGAGUAAACCCCAAGUUGAAGCACUGGAAUCUGUUAUUUGCAAACAAUGCUGAAACCAUUUAUAAAUAUGGGCACUACCUAAAUUUUGUCUGUUAAAAACUAUCCACAUAUAAAAAAUUGCCUUGACAAACAGUUCUGGUCUAGUUUGACUAGUUAUUUUGCUUAAGUGAUAAGUGUGUGCAGGUGGAUCCUUGAUGAGCCAACAAUGCUCUGUGGAUACAUGUCUAUGUUUACGUGCUAUUAGAACAGGAGGCAUCAUAUAUAAAUAUUGCUUUGAAGCAAUAUUUGCAAAACACGCAAAACUUCUGUAUCUGUAUUCGGGAAAAAAUAAAACAGGUUCUUGUUGCUA